CGAGUGAUCUUCCUGAUUCAUAUUACGUUCUUGGUCCGCCAUCUGAUCGGGUUAAUCCCAUCAUUGGUGCUCUUGUUGAGAGAAAAACUGUGAGAUAAGGCUGUGAGAUUAUGGCCGGACGAAGGACGAGACGUAACACUACUGCUUCCGCCCAGUCGACGGUGAGGAGCGACAACCCUGAGCAGGGUAUGAUCGUUCCUGUCAAUGGGUUGGAAACGACAUUGAAUAAUGUGGCUAACAUGAUGGCCAACAUUAUGGAACGAUUGGAUAAGGCUCUUCCAGGUCCAUCCGGUAUCCGGGACAUCCCAGCCGGGCAACCCCGCCAGGUACUGCGUACCGCAAGUUCUCCCAUCCUCCAGGAGCUUCAUGAUCCGGAGGAGGUUGAGAGGGAGAGACGAGCCAUUGCCAGACGCCGGGCAGAGGAAUUGGCCCGGAAUAGUAAGGUGAAUGAGGACCGGGCCAAGGAUGCAAGCCAGAUCGUCGGCGAAGGAAACGAAAACCCGCGGGGAUCCGUCUUUGAAAGGAUAUCUCGCCAGAAGGCUCACCGAAACGCCCGUGGCGCGAGCCAAGUGCUGGUCCGGUCAUUGAGGAAUCUGGAGGAGGACGAGGUUCAAAGCCAAGCCAGGGUCCCAGCACAAAGGCGUCUGGGGCCGCCGGUGCCGGAAGCUGGUGAGUUCCAGGAUUUGAGGCAGCAGAUCCAGGAGAUGCAGAGGAAGAUAAACAAGGGUCGAGUAUUCACUACCCACGCCAGUGACGCACUCAUGUGCCGGUGCUUCUUGCAGACAGUUGACAGCAAGGUCGCGGAUUGGGUCAACCAUAUCCCUGCCAGAUCGAUCCGGACAUGGGAUGAAUUGGGGCUACGGUUCCUAGAGCAUUUCGCCGGGAACUGUCGUCCCAAAAAGCAUUUCACUCACUUGGCGUCGAAUGACCACAACACGGAAGAUUGCUAUACUCUGAAGAAUGAGAUGGCAAGGCUAAUCCGCCGGGGUCAUCUAAAGAAAUUCGUGCAAGAUAGUGAUGCGGGAAAUCCCGGGAAUGCUCAGAAUGGAAAGCGCAAAGAUAAAGAAGUGGCUCAGGCUGAGGCCCGGAAGAAACGCCACAUUGGGCUUGAAGACGAAGAGGAGGAUUCGGAACCCGCACCGCAUCGCCAGAAGAGACACCACGGGUGUAACUUCAUCAUUGGAGGGAAUACUGGCGGAGACUCAGCCACAAGCCGGAAGAAGUGGGCUAAUGCAGCGAUGGUCAACAAGGUGCUGGUCCCAGAAGGUAAGAAGCUGAAAACUGAGCCAAUUGUAUUUUCUAAUGCUGAUCUCCCGGAAACAGGGGUCCCCCAUAGGGAUGCCCUAGUGAUUACUGUUGAUAUAAUGGACUUACUGAUCCACAAAACCCUUGUGGAUACGGGAAACUCCGUUAAUAUCAUGUAUAUGGAUACGUACAAGGCUCUUGGAUUGACAAGGGAUGAAUUAUCACCCAUCAAGAUUCCACUGACCGGGUUUACCGGUGACUCUAUUGAACCGGAGGGGGUGAUAACCCUCCCGGUUGAGAUAGGGGAUACUAAGGCUACCCGGAAGUUAGACAUGGAGUUUGUUGUGGUGGGGAUAAUCUCCAACACAAACAUUAUCCUGGGCAGACCCGGAUUGGAAGAUUUGGAGUGUGUCAUCUUGCCUCGUCACCUGUGCAUAAAAUUUCCAACCCCCCACGGAGUUGGAGUUGCUAGGGGAUCUCUGAGAGUGUCCCGGGCAUGGUAUUUGAAGGCAACCAAACAGCCGGUCAAGUACGAUACCCAAGUGGGAGAGGUGACUGCGCAGCUCCUGAGGGCUGAGGAAAAACGUCCCAGAGUAGAAGUUGCUGGCGACAUUGAGGAAGUGGACUUGGAGCCAGGCACGCCGGGAAGGUUGGUGUUCAAGGCUGUCUUAGGGCGGACCAUGGAAGCGUAUGUUGAUGACAUGAUUGUCAAGUCCAAAGAGGCCCGAGACCAUGUCCGGGACCUUGAGGAGGUCUUUGAAAUCAUGAUGAAGGUAAAUCUAAGAUUGAACCCGAAGAAGAGUACUUUUGCUGUUGAGGGUGGGAAAUUCCUUGGACACAUGGUUAGCCGGAAAGGAAUUGAGGCAAACCCGGAGAAAGUAAGAGCUAUUAUGGAGAUGGAACCCCCAAAGACAGCAAAGGAAGUUCAACGGCUGACAGGGAGAUUGGCGGCCUUGAAUCGUUUCCUUUCGAAGCUGGCAGAGAAGGCGCACCCAUUCUUUGCGGUGAUCAAGAAGAGAGCGGCCUUUGAAUGGACACAGGAAUGCCAAGAAGCAUUCGAAGAACUAAAAAGAUAUCUCUCAAGCCCACCGGUUUUGUCUAAGCCGGAACCUGGAGAUGUUUUGACUCUAUACUUGGCAAUUGCAGAUUGUGCUAUAAGUACUGUGAUUGUAAGGGAAGAGCACGGGGCCCAACAUCCGGUCUACUACAUCAGCAAGACCCUGAGAGAUGCAGAGUUAAGGUAUUCCCGUCCGGAAAAAGCCAUGUUGGCGGUCUUCUGGACAGCAAAGAGAUUAACUCUGUACUUUCAGACUCACCGGAUUGUUGUCCUCACGAAUGAGCCUUUGGCGUCACUUACCCGAAGCCCUGCGGCAUCUGCUCGAAUGACCAAGUGGGCAGUCUUCAUUAGUCAGUAUAACGUGGAGUUCAGGCCGUGCCCAUCCAUCAAGGGGCAAGCACUCGCCGACUUUCAAGUUGAGUGCACCGCCAGAGAAAUGACAAGAACCCGGGUUGAAACCCGGGUGGAAAAGGACUGGUGGGUAAUGAGCAUUGAUGGAUCUUUUGGGUCUCGAUCUUGCAGAGCAGGGAUCGUCUUGAUCACCCCAGAAAAAUUCCGGAUUUAUUACGCUAUCAGAUUUCAGUUCCGCGUAUCCAACAAUGAAGCUGAAUAUGAGGCCCUGAUCAACGGAUUGAAGAUUCUUAGGGAGUUUGAAGCAAAGGAAGAAAGGAUGAAGAGGUAUCGAGACUUGUCUUUAGAGAUGUUGGGGAGGUUUGAGUUUAAGCUUGAACAUAUACACCCGGCCCAGAAUGCAGAGGCCGAUGUUCUAUCCAAGCUCAGCGCAGAGUCACCGGAAUACAUAAGCAAAUUAGCAACCGUCGAGGAACUGGUAACCCCAAGUCUUAACAGCAAUGAGGUGAUCUGGGUAUCACCUGAUCCUCCGGAAUGGCUGGACCGGUUGGCCAAAUACAUUGAGGAUGGUGAAGCCCCAGAAAAUCCCGAGGAAGCACGUCUGUUGCGAAUGAGGGCACCUACCUACCAGGUACAGGAUGGAGUCCUCUAUAAGCGAUCUUAUAACGGUGUUCUACUCCGUUGCCUCAGGGCAGCAGAGGCAAAGGCACUACUGGAGGAAAUACAUGAAGGAAAUAUACCCGGGAGGCCGGCCACGAAUUACACGCCCAUCAGUUCUGUGAUUCCCUUCUCAAGAUGGGGGAUUGAUAUUGUGGGAGCCCUGCCGAAAGGAGCUGGGCAGGCAAGGUGGAUUGUGGUAGCGAUAGACUAUUUCACGAAGUGGGUGGAAGCUGAGCCACUUGCCGGGAUUACCGGAAGGCAGAUGAUCGACUUCGUCGGAACGAAUAUACUCUGCAGGUUUGGGGUCCCGAGGCAGAUCAUAUCUGACAAUGGAACCCAGUUUGAGGAAGCAGAGUUUCAAGACUUCCUCAAAACCUGGGGAAUUCAGCACACAAAAGUGUCCGUUGCGUACCCUCAGGCUAAUGGACAGGUGGAGAAUGUCAACAGAACAAUCAUAGACGGAAUAAAGAAGAAGCUACUUUCAGAAGGAAGCAAAUGGGUAGAUGAACUACCCAGAAUCCUGUGGACAUAUAGGACGACUCCAAGGAGAGCCACGGGUGACACUCCUUUCGGCUUAGCUUAUGGUUUUGAAGCCCGGGCUCCCGCUGAGGUGAAACCAAGGGCGUUCCCGGUGGGGGAUGAUGUUCUGAGGAAACGGGAGAAAAGUCAACCAACUAAGGGUGGGAAGCUGGCUAAGAAGUAUGAAGGACCUUAUAUCAUCAAGGCCGUUGUUCGCCCAGGUACCUACAAGUUGGUGACUCCCAAGGGGAAAGAAAUUGAUAGGACAUGGAAUGUGGAGCACUUGGUCAAAUUUUAUCAGUGAAAUCAUUUUGUAAAAACGUUCUAUUUUUAAUUUCAGAUGUUUGUUUCAGUAAAAUUUUUCUUUUCUUUUACAACCAAGUGCCUUUGCAAUUUCAUUGUUCUAUAGAUUUCUUUAAAAACAAAAAAAAAGGGGGGGGGGGGGGAAGCACCCCCGGGCGAUAUAGACCCGCAUUACAGGGAGGUAGAAAAGUUUAUGCCACCUGCUAAAGAUAGGGGAGGUAGAUAAGUUUAUGCCUCCGUCGAAAAUGAAGGAUGGGUUGGGAU
Molecule: messenger RNA, 4399 nt
Organism: Cuscuta campestris
Lineage: Eukaryota; Viridiplantae; Streptophyta; Magnoliopsida; Solanales; Convolvulaceae
Source: the annotation of a GenBank genome assembly